This is a messenger RNA of Pogoniulus pusillus (Red-fronted tinkerbird), 4338 nucleotides long. RefSeq names its product family with sequence similarity 120 member B (gene FAM120B). NCBI's taxonomy places the organism in Eukaryota, Metazoa, Chordata, Aves, Piciformes, Lybiidae. Gene Ontology annotation, cellular component: nucleus. The record is from RefSeq and is a predicted model, not a curated record. The transcript is spliced from 10 exons. Gene Ontology annotation, biological process: peroxisome proliferator activated receptor signaling pathway; fat cell differentiation. The coding region runs from base 12 to 2384 and encodes 790 amino acids.
UCGGGGGUACAAUGGCCUCUCCGGCCCCAUUGUGGCCACACAAAGCCGAGAGACACCAGGCCGCGGGCGGGGACAGCCGCGGUUCAAACCAGCCCCCCCAAGUGCCCCGUCGCAGCCGUGAGAAGGUGCCCGCUGCAGCUGGCUGUCCCAGACAGGGCGGCCAGGGACAGCGCUACCAGCGGGCAGGGUGCAAAACACAGAAACAAAGGCAGCUCCACCGCCUCCAGCCCCGUCCGGCCCGGCCCGGCUUGGCGUCUCGGCGCAUGCGCCACUCCGCCCCAGCGGGAAGCGGAAGCGCUGGUUCGGACUGCUGUGAGUUUCAGAAAUCAGCCAUGGGCGUUAGAGGUUUACAGGGAUUUGUGGAAAGAGUUUGUCCUGAUGUAUGCACACCAGUAGACCUGAGAGAGAUGGCAGAAAGGCAUCGUAUCAAUCAUCCUAAUUUCCCACCUGUUAUCGUAGUAGAUGCCAUGAGUUGUGUAAAAUACUGGUACACAGCGGAAUCCUGGGUGUGUGGUGGCCAGUGGCGGGAGUACCUUGUCAGUUUAGAUCAUUUUAUUAAAGCAUUUACGGCAGCUGGUAUUAAGUUGGUGUUUUACUUCGAUGGAGUGGUAGAAAAGAAAAAGAGGGAUGAGUGGAUCAAACGGAGGAUGAAGAAUAGUGAGGAAAUAGCCAGAAUAUUUCGGUUUAUCAAGACUCACAGGAAACAACCAGGAAGAGAAAUGUUCACUGCUAUUUCAGCUUUGCCUACUUUUACACGUUUUGCCCUGAAGUUGCUUGGUCAAGAAACGGUAUGCACAUUGCAAGAGGCAGACUUUGAAGUGGCUGCAUAUGGUCUGCAACAUAACUGCAUAGGAAUUCUUGGGCAAGAUAGUGACUAUCUUAUCUAUGAUACAUGCCCCUACUUUUCCAUUGAGAAGCUCCGUUUGGACAGACUAGUCACUGUUAUGUAUUCUCGAGAAGCUCUUUGCUGUGCAUUGGGUCUUAGUUUGACACACCUCCCUCUCUUUGCUUGCUUGCUGGGCAAUGAUGUUGUUCAAGAAAACCUCCUGGAAAGCUUUUGGCAAAAAUGUCUAAUCAUCAGUCGUCGCAAGAACAAUAGGUAUAGCAGAAGAGCAAACAUACUUCUAGCUGUAGCAGAUUACAUCUCAAAACUUCCAUGCUCGUACAGCAGCCUGAAACACUUGGAAGAGAGGCUACCUUUGGGAUCAGAUAAGACACUGCUUUACAGGGGAGUGGAAUCCUAUCUUUUGCCUGGGCAGCAGUCUCCGUGGGUUCCUCCCAACAUAACAAAUUGCCCAAUCUCCCUUCAACAACAAGCAGCUGUGUGUCAAGAUAAAGAAAUCUUUCAGUUAGCUAAAGAGCAGCACAUCCAGUCUGAAAAUUAUAUAAUCUUCAAUAUCCUGAGUAAUGGAGAGAUUGAUUGCAGCAACUCUUUAGAAGAUGAAUGUGAUACAGAGAUUCCUGGACAGGCUCUCAUCUACCGUCCUGCUCGUCAGCAUGUUUAUUCUGUUGUGUUGGAAUCUGGGAAAGGUGGAGCCUGUCCGUUGAUAAAAGAGUGGUUUGUCUAUUUUGGAAAUCCUCUACAGCAGCCAGAGUUGAUACAACCUGUAGAACCUUCUGUUCCAGGUGGAACACCUGAUUUGAAAACUCUGUGGUUUGCCAAAGGGCCUGAUGUGGAAAAGCAACGAUAUGGUACAUUUCUGGCAUGCUUUCACCUUCAGGACAGAAUGGAAGAGCUCCAAGCUCUAGGAACACCUGUUGCUGCAUUCUGCUGCUUGCUGGCCUAUCUUAUGAUGCAGGUCAGUACCCUCUCUAUGGAGGACUUAAAUGCAUUUGUGGCACUCAUUCUUUGCCUGAAAGGGAAGUCUGCUGCUCAACUGGAAGCUUUGCAGCUUGCACAAGUGGACUCCAGAGCUGUACAUCUUGGCGCUGUCUUUGUUCGUGGUCUUACAACUCUGCUUAUGGUGAACAGUGCCUGUGGCUUUCCGUUCAGAAUGAAUGAUUUGAUGCCUUGGGAAGCAUUUGAUGGAAAGCUUUUUCAAGUGAAGUAUCAGCAGGCACACCAAGGUUGCUCUGUGGAAGAGCUUUUGGAAAGCAAUGAGUCUUUGUAUGCACCCUUCCAGAAUCUGAAGACUAUCAUUUGCAAUGCUUGCAUGGCUAAGAAAAGAACAAUACAGAGCAGACCAAGAGGGAGUGGAUUUACCACAGGAACACAACAAAGACAAUUUAAUCCCAAGUUCCAGCAAGCACACAGAAGUUCUUUCAUUCCUCCGUAUCAUAAUCAGACGAGAGAGUUCCUAUCAGGAAAUCCUCAACCACAAGGUAGAGAAUAUGGAUUGAGACAUCCAGACUGGAGGAGAAGAUUCCACCUUCCCCCUCACUAAAGAAUUCAUGUGCCCAGCUAGCAAGCUGAGAUGAUAAUUGCCAUUGAAAUAUUUUUUGUCUAUGAGAGACUCUUUUUAUGAACUUGUACAGAUGAACUGAUUAUGUGAUUGUGGAGAAGAUCACUCCAAGCUGUGAUACUCAGUGUGUUAAUCACUUGUCAUGUUAGGUUUAGGUUUGCUAUGAGUCCAGAGUCACUGAAGUGCAAGUUAAAGACACCAGCAGAAAAACAGUAGCAUACCACUAUGGCUAUGUUUUGACAAGGGAAAGACUGAAGUGUUUUGAGACUAAAAGUGUUUUCCAUAUUUUUAUUGCAGUUGUGUAUAUUGCAAAAGUUAGCUCCCCAUGAAUAAUAUGACAUACCCAUGCUGAAUUGUGCUUUGUGUCUUAACUGUGGGUUAUCUCUUUUGUCUUAAGGAUUAUCCCUUUGCUACUGAAGUUUGAACCAAGAAAUCAUUGAUAUAAACAUCAUCUGCCACUGAAACAAAACGACCUUCCUGUAAAAUGCAGCAAUUCACAGCAGCCAAAAAAUGCUGUUAGAAUUGUUUCAGUUGGAAAAGACCUUGUAAGAUCAUCCAGCCCAACCAUCAACCCAACACCACCAUGCCCAUUAAACCACAUUUUGAAGUUCCAUGUCCACACAUUUCUUGAAUACCUCCAGGGAUUACUUUUGGCACUUCUAGUUAAGCAACUUCUGUCUCUUAAGUGAUUGUGUGGAGUGAACCACAUCACUGCUGAGGAGAGAAAGAAUCUGCCAUGCUUUGCUACUGUAUGUUGAGGUACUGCAACAUGUCCAGAGAAGGACGACAAUGCUGGUGAGAGGCCUGGGACACAGCCCUGUGAGGAGAGGCUGAGGCAGCUGGGGGUGUUUAGCCUGCAGAAGAAGAGGCUCAGGGCAGACCUCAUUGCUAUCUACAACUACCUGAAGGGAGGUUGUAGCCAGGUGGGGGUUGGUCUCUUCUGCCAGGCAACCAGCAACAGAACACGGGGACUCAGUAUCAAGUUGUGCUGUGAGAGGUCUAGGCUGGAUGUUAGGAGGAAGUUGUUCCCAGAGUGAUUGGCAUUGGAAUGGGCUGCCCAGGGAGGUGGUGGAGUCGUUGUCUCUGGACGUGUUCAAGCAAAGCCUGGCUGAGGCACUUAGUGCCAUGGUCUGGUUGGUUGGCCAGGACUGAGUGCUAGGUUGGACUGGAUGAUCUUGGAGGUCUCUUCCAACCUGGUUGAUUCUAUGUUUCUAUAAUAAAUAAUACUUAAGAGAACUAAGUAUUUUUUUCCUCUCCAGAUUUCUAAUUUAAACACUUGUCUUCAGCAUUAUUUCUUUAAAAUGUAUGUAUUCCACUUUGCAAUUAAAAUUUCAUUGACUUAUGCCUUUAAUUAUAAAAUUAAUUAAUUUUAAACAGAUCCAGUGUAAAUAAUGUUAAAGAAAUGAGAAAUAACAGAGCCUGUGCAAUUUCUAACAGCACCAUAGAAUGAUGUGUUGGUGAACUGGUACCAUGAAAAACUCCUCUUUAACAACUUUCAUAUGUCUGCUGUUUGCAUACUCAUUCAGCUACAAAUAAGCAGUGAUCCUUUUCUUAAUUACUGACUAGGCAGUUCUAUAGAAAUCUAAUUAUAAAUCAUGAAGUAUAAAAAUUGUAACAGAGGGAAAAAGUGUCAGCAACACUUAAUGCCACAAGGAAAGUGAGUGACACACUUAGAACCGUGUUUAUCAGUUUACUCAUCUGUGUCACCUAAUAGAAAAUUGUUUCCAUCUAUGCAACCUUCAACAAUUUCAUGCUUUUCUUAGCAGACUUUGAAUGGGGCUCUCUCAAGUGGAUGGUAAUGGGACUGAGGAGUUUUCAUCUGUCUAUGUGCUGUGGAAUCACAGUAUCUGUAGCUUUGUACUUAAGCGUUUUCAGUGUGUGAUGUUAUAUAAUGACCACUCUUCUUCUCAUAAAGGAAGUAUAUGGUGAAAGAGAA